This is a messenger RNA of Capronia epimyces CBS 606.96, 1842 nucleotides long. RefSeq lists its product as uncharacterized. The record is from RefSeq and is a predicted model, not a curated record. Gene Ontology annotation, biological process: regulation of transcription by RNA polymerase II; chromatin remodeling. The transcript has 3 exons. Lineage: Eukaryota; Fungi; Ascomycota; Eurotiomycetes; Chaetothyriales; Herpotrichiellaceae. Gene Ontology annotation, cellular component: nucleus; RSC-type complex; nuclear chromosome. Gene Ontology annotation, molecular function: transcription coregulator activity. Bases 1 to 1842 code for a protein of 613 amino acids.
AUGGCUCCCGCGCAGGCUUUUAUAACCAGCUAUGCUCCGCGAAUUCGUCAAUACGCCAACACUUUGCUCCAACCUGUCCUCCAAACCCAGAAUGUCGUGCCGGGCAGUCGUACGACCAAAAGAGGAACAACCAUAAUCAAUUACGCCGACGAUGCAUACGACGAAGAUGACUUUGACGAUAGCGAAGGUCCGAGGCGACCAACAGGUCUUCGAUCACUGCGGCGGGAGGAGCUCGAGAAGAAGGAGCCGCAACAUGGAAAGGUCGGCAAGGAGAUACAUGAACCCGUAGAUUUACAACCCAUCUACAGAGACUGGAUCAUCAGGCGGACCGCAAGACCCACAACCGAUUCGCAGGCCCAUGUUCAGGCGCAACUCCCUCUCACUCUCAUACCUAUCCGAAUAGACUUGGAUGUUCCUCCCCACCAGCCAGAAGCACCAUUUCCGUUGCCUCGAACUGGGAUGGAGGUGGGCAUCAACCCCUCCCUCCCAAUGUUUAAGAGACCGGAGAUGGCCCCGGGGUACAAGAUUCGUGAUAUAUUCCUGUGGAAUCUUCACGAGGAAUUGCUAACUCCCGAUGACUUUGCCAUCAACUUUGUCCGAGAACUCGACCUACCAAACCAGACCGCGCUUGCUAUGAAUAUCAGCCAGCAAAUUCGCACCCAGUUAGAAGACUACGCCGGUGUGGCCAUGCAUCCACUGUUUCAUACGCAACCGAAGCGUACCCAGAUCGCGGACGCUAACAUUGCGCCGACACCCUUGGCCACGGCUAAUGGAAGUUCACGAGAUGGGACGCCCCGGCCACUACUAGGAGCGUCGAUAUCUCGGCCAGCAUCAACGACACCAGGAACACCCACACCAUCCACACCCCGACCAAUAUCGUUGAGUAAUGGUGCUACCGUCACAGCGGCUGCUUCACCCUUUCCACCGGAGCAACAGUUGGGACAUAGUGACGAAUCUGCGGAGGAUCCAUAUCUGAACCCUGACGACACCUACCGUUGCGUCAUCACGUUAUCCAUCUAUCUUUCAUCCAAACUCUACCAAGACAAAUUUGAAUGGUCAUUGCUACAUCCACCUGGCGCCGCCGAAGCAUUUGCGAAGCAGACAUGUGCAGACAUGGGGCUGGGUGGAGAAUGGGUCAUGGCUAUCACCCAUGCCAUCUACGAGGCUGUGUUGCGAUUGAAGAAGGAGGCUUGUGAAGGCGGAAUGGUCAUGAUAGGCGGCGGUGCUUGGGGUAGCGGCGAAAUCGACAACCAAGCAGUCCGCACAGAAGAGGGAGCUGGUUGGAGGUACGACGUGGACGAUUUUGGGGCUGAAUGGGAACCGAAAUUCGAAGCUCUAAGCAAAGAAGAGAUUGAAAAAAGAGAAGGUGAUCGAGAACGGCAGCUCAGAAGACUACGGAGAGAAACCGCGAGGUUCAGUUCUACGGCCGGGAUGGUACCUACCACUCGAGAGCAGGAGGCCCAACAACGCGGCAGUUACUUCGACUACAUUUCCGUUGGAGCGAACGGCGAUGAGACACCACUGAUGGGGCGCGGAGAAAGAAACAGAAAGAAACGAAGGUUCCGAUCAAUCAGUCCUGUGUCCAAAGCUCAAACCCCGGAAGGCGGCACUUCCGCCGGUGCUGGCUGGGGAGGGGAAGGCAACCGGCUCCAGGAAUAUGAGAGGCAGAACUGGAGAUGCAAGCAUUGCCUGAUACCCGGCAAUGCCGUGUGGGCCGUUCGAGACGGUCCUUUUGGACCAAGAACUUUGUGCAACAAUUGUGGUUUGAUCUACGAACGAGACAAGAAGCUUCCAGUCUGGUCGCAAGGCCUACACAGACAGACUAUCCCACUUGGCAGAUAG